Messenger RNA from Saccostrea cuccullata (small rock oyster), 525 nucleotides. Its product is annotated as putative nuclease HARBI1. The transcript has 2 exons. The record is from RefSeq and is a predicted model, not a curated record. NCBI's taxonomy places the organism in Eukaryota, Metazoa, Mollusca, Bivalvia, Ostreida, Ostreidae. Bases 1 to 525 code for a protein of 174 amino acids.
AUGGCGUUAUUACAAGCAAUUCUAGAAGAAAACAAAAUUCGGAAGAAUAGAAUCUUUAGAGAUAGGCUAAAUCCAUUGGAUGCGUAUGACGACGCGGAAAUUCUUUCCCGCUAUCGAAUGACAAGACACUGUUUGAUGGAUGUCAUUGACAUUGUAAGAAAGGAUGUGUCACAUGAGACAAAAAGAUCUCAUGCCCUUACACCUGAAGAACAAACUUUUGCUGCUGUGAGGUAUUAUGCGACUGGUUCUUUCCAGCAAGUGAUUGGGGACAUUUUAGGACUCAGUCAACCCAGCGUUUCCAGAGCAGUAAAGAAUGUUUCUAAUGCACUGGCAAGUUUUGCUGGACAAAUUAUUCAAUUCCCGACGGAUUGCCGAAAACUUCAAACUGUUAAAGAAGGUUUUAUGGAGAAAUUUGGAUUUCCAAAUGUAAUCGGAUGUGUGGACCGGUCAUUUAUUCCAAUUAAGGCUCCACCAUCACGCGAGGACGUUUGGACUGCAGCAGACAUUGAAGGCACAUAUGACUAA